This is a messenger RNA of Porites lobata, 11751 nucleotides long. Lineage: Eukaryota; Metazoa; Cnidaria; Anthozoa; Scleractinia; Poritidae. The record is from the annotation of a GenBank genome assembly.
CGUCAUUGGAAAAUGGCGGAAACAUUGCGGAGCGACGUUCUUGUAGACUAAACCAAAGAGAAUGGACUCUAAGGAGGUAAAAUCGAUUAAUUUAUGUAAUAUUAAGAGAAAGCAAUAUUAACGUUAACUAUACGAUGAGGACGGAGUAUUUCACUUUAAGGCUCGAGCUGUCAAUCAGCUUUUCUCUCUCACGGCUUCUUCGAGGUGACUAAGACACGAUGCGGAAGUCGUAGUCAAAAUGAAGGCGACGAAUUUCUGUGAAUUCGGUCAUAUCAAUAGAAUUUGAAGAAGGCCGCAGCUAAAGGUUAUCUUAUUUCCAAGUAUGAACAUUUUAAAUUGAUAGAUUGAGCUCGAAAUAAGCAAGAAACUUAGAACCUCACAAAUAAAUGACCAAAUAUUUAAGGAGGUCUCCUGUUGUCAAGGAAACUUGCAAAAAGUUUGAUGCUGCAAGACUGUCAGGUGAUAUGUAUGACGAUGUCUCCACUUGGUUGCAGCUCCAUUUGUGUAGUUUUCUGUAUUUGCCCUGUACUAUUUCUUUCUAAUUACAGUAAAACCUAGUUGGGAAGGACAGCCAACGGACAUGCUCAUAGUGUCCAUGUUGUCUGGGUGUCUGUAUAAAGUGGACUCUCAGAGUAGACUGCACUGACCAAUUUACGCCUCUGAUGAGUAUUGGUUACACCAUCAAUUGAUACUCAGUCAACAUCUCUUUAUUAUAUUGGCGGACUAUUCGUUGACAUGUUGACCAAGUCUUGGUUGAUAUGUCAGUUGACAUUAGUCAGCUCAGUGUCAGUCAACAUUUCAUUUUAUAUGUCACUUGACAGGCAUGCGACUGUCAUGUGAAGGGAAAAGUUGUUGCGGAUUGUUAAGUGGAUGACUUGUGUUUUGCAUGCAUGAUUUUUUCGGGAAAUGAUAGGCAAGCCAAUGUUCUUCAUGCUGUCUGUCUUAUUGACUAUGCACAUUUUAUCUUCUUUUGCAGGUUGUCAUAAAAAUCCGUGAUUUAAAUCCUCAUGUUGUCUGCAGUCUGUGUGCAGGUUACUUUGUUGAUGCCACAACCAUCACAGAAUGUCUCCACACAUGUAGGCAUCUGCUCUAAAAAUUAACUUUUUCUUAUACCUGGAAUUAUUAUAUGGCUGAAUCUGCAAGUGGGCAAGAUGAAGCAAAUCCUUGUUCUAAUUUGAUACCGAAGUGGGCAAGGCUCAUUUUGCCCGCUCGGGAUUUCCCACUUUGGCCUCGCAAUAAAAAGUUAUCUUUUUGGCCAUACAAUAAAUCCAUUAUUGACAAGGCUUCUUCAUUCAAGAUGGCUGCUGGAUAUUGGCCCUUUCUUUUUUGCGAUUUAGAGGCCUUGACUUUGUUUUAGUCCUUAAAAAUACAACAAUCAAUAUCCAGCUAUCUUGAACUCACUCUUGGGUAAUAAUGAUGCAUAUUUAUUGUGGCAAAAAUUUGCAUCCCACAAUGUUGUUAUUCUUCUCUGGAAUACCUGUCAUCUAAUUGUACUAGAAAACCUUUGAUGUCACAAUUAAUGAAACACAAACCAAUACCAUAUUUAUUCGAUUAAAUGCCACCCUCAAAUAAACGCUGCCCUCGAACAAACGCCACCCUUGAUCAAAUGCCGCAGAUGGAAGCAAAAUUACCAAUAAACACUGCCCUCGAAUAAAUGCUGCACCUAAUCAGAAGAAUGCAGCAUUUACUUGAGGAUAAUAAGAAAAACCUCUGUACAACUUGGUACUUUACACCAUCCAGACAUUUAUGAUUCUAUCUCAGCAAAAUAAGGGAGACAUUGGAACCUUUAAAUUAUAUAAUAUUCACAAAUGAUUUACAAUAACUGUUGUCAGUGAUUUGAAAAAUGUGAUUUCGAAAUAGACGCUGCCCUUGAAUAAAUGCCAUAUUGGAAACGCUAAAAAUUUAAUAUACGCCAUAGCGUAUAAUCGAAUAAAUACGGUAGGCACUGUCAAUGGAAAGAGUAGCUUGUCUGAAUAUAAUUCCAAGUAUAAAGCAAAGAAGGGUUGUUUACCUAUAAGGGAUACCCAGGGUUCGCACAGUCUUGAAAAGUCCUUGAAUUUUAGGGGAAGUCCUUGAAAAGUCCUUGAAUUCCAUUUUUCCUUGAAAAGUCCUUAAAUUUCUGUGCAGGUCCUUGAAAAGAGCUUGAAUUUUCUUCAACUUUGAAUGUAGUAGCCUGGAAAGAAUUUUUUGAUGCUUUUUGGUUGUCCAAGACAGAAUAUAAAUCGUAGCUCAGUGAAUGUAAAGGUCAUUUACAUAAAGUGCCCCAUGUUUUAUGCAAUAAUUAACUAUCAGUUUAAGACAAGUGAACUGAAAAAUGUAGAGAAUUUGGUGAAGCAAACAGUUAAAGCCUUAAGGUCUUAUUAGAAUAAGACUGUGAAUAUGCAUUUUUGUACAAUCUGGUAAAUUAUAUUCCUAGUAGGUUGUCCUCGAAAAUCUAAUGUGGUCCUUGAAAAGUCCUUGAAAAGUCCUUGAAAAAUGGUUGCAAUGUUUUGUAUGAACCCUGGAUACCAAACCUAACUGGGCACUUAAUCUUCUGUGCCCGGUUCCUCGAAAGAUGGUUGAAUUUAACCCAAGAUUAAACCAAAUUUUAAGCAUGGCUUUCUUGUCUAUAACAUUUAACUCAAGCUUACAAAAUACUAUUGAGUCUUUACUCUGAGAUACAGUUAUGAUAACACCAAGCGUUACUCUAAGCAAUGCACAGGAAUGUAAAUGCACAAAGUAGAACAAAGUUUUAAUCCUGGGUUAGUGCUAAUUGGCCUUUCAGGAACCAGGCCCUGGACCCUGUUGUUCAAAUGUUGGAUAGCGCUAUCCACCAGAUAAAAAUCUAUCCAGUGGAUAAUGCAAUCGGUUUCCCUAAUACUUAUCCGCUGGAUAGUGAUUUAUCCGGUGGAUAGCAUUAUCCAACAUUUGAACAACUGAAGCCAGCUUUGUUGAUGUUGCUUUUGUCCUUCUUUCUUUCCUUCUUUCUUUUCUGGAGGAGAACAUUUUGUAUUUUAAUUAUGAAAGACAUUGUUGUGUCUUUGAUGAUGUUUCUCUGCGAUUGAGAGUUAUCCUUGAAUUAAUACUGCAUUAAAAAGAAGAAAUAUCAAAUUAAGAAGGGCACUGCUUUGAGUUCAUCCAGGAUCAUGUUAACAGCUACAAAAGAAAAGAAGAUCUGUUUGAAUUUAAAACUCUCUUUGAAAGUAAUGAAUUUAAGGGCACAGCGUAUUUCUUGAAGAUUGAACUCGAUUGUUUCUUUAUUCCAGUUUGUAAAAGCUGUAUUGUGAAGUACUUCCAAACCAGCAAAAAUUGUCCAAUGUGCAAUCUUCAGAUACAUGAGACUCAGCCUCUCUUUAAUAUCAGGUAAAUCAUAAAAUAACAGGAUAUUUUAAGUAGCCUGAGAAAAAACCAACAUUUUGCAAUGCUGUCCCUGGUUUCCCAGAAAAAUACCGUCAGAGGAAUGAACGCAGAGAUUCCAUACUGUUGUUUUGUCACUACCUAGGUCUAGCUAGUGCCUCUGAUUGGUUGUACUAACAGGGAAAUUUGCCCCAGCCAAUCAGAAGCACUACCCAGAUCUGGGUAGUGCUUCUGAUUGGUGGUGCUAAUUGAGAAAUUUGCUUUAGCUAAUCAAAAGCACUACCCAGAUCUGGGUAGUGAUGUGUCAUCGGUUUAGGGUUGUUAUAAAAACUUCUGCACACUCCUUUACCCUAGAGGUUUGCAUCUUGAUAGCAGAAUAGCAGUAUAUCUAGGCCAGAUGCUUAAACAGCACCACAAAUGGGAAGUCCAUGAUAAAUUUAGUCAGAAAUCCAGUAAUGAGAUGAAUGACACAGAUGUUCAGGAUUUGAAUAAGAAUUUGUAUUGGAAACAUUUACUGGACCUAAAGGCAUUCUGGGCAAGCAACAUCAUGUUGGUUUAUUAAAUAGAUGUCUGAAAUUUUUUAGGUUAGACAGAACAAUGCAAGACAUUGUGGCCAAACUGGUUCCUGGGAUCACUGAAGGUAUUAGGUGCUCAAAUAUUCACAAUAAAUGUUAUAACACAUCUCUGGUCUAGUCAAGGAAAAAAAGUGUUGAAGGUCAGAAUACACAAGGUGAUACGUUGCCGCAACUUGUAGUGGCAUCACUCUGCAAACAAUUGUCACUACAACAACUUGAACAAAAUCAAAUCAGAUUGAAUUUGUAUGACUUUUUGUGGCAAGAAAAUUCUGUUGUAGUGUCAAUUUUAGAAUGCGAUUUAUCCUUGUGACAUGUCGCACAACUUGUUCCUCACUUGUACACAAGACUGAUUUGUUGCCGUAACUUGUUGCCUAGUUUGUUCCGACCUUAAAAAAAGAUAUGUUGGAUCAAGAUUUUAACUACCUCAAACUUCUGUCAAUUAAUUUUUCACACAAACUGUACAUUUCCAUUUGUUAAAUAGCCGAAGAGGCAAGAAGGAGAGAAUUUUAUGAGUCCAGAGGAAUGGCAGUAAUAAAGCGUCCAGGUAAUAAAUACUUUUUGCUAAAUUACGUAGGGGUCAUAGUUUGUUUACUGGUGAAUGAGAAUGUUGCCAAAAAGUCAUUAUCAGUUUUAGAUUUACUGGUAGAUUUGUGGUGGCCUAUUUUUAUUCAGCUGAUCAUUGGAUAGAACAAACCAUCAACACAAAGCAGCACAUUGUUUUGAAACUAGCCACUCUAUCCAUGAUAGUAAUAAUCACAUUAUUAUUAUAUUGGUUUUGUUACUUGAAUGCCAAAACAAGUUCUAAUUAACAUAGACUGACUUUCUAUAAUCUCUAAUAAAUCUUAUAUCUCAUACAUUAAGCAAUUUGAUCCCUAAUAAGUUACAUGAGGUUCAUAAAGAGGGGUCUCUGGCACGGGUGACAGACCAAAAAAUAACUAAUCAGAAAUCAUGGGCACCAAAAUUUCAUUUCAAUUCAAGUCAUGAUAAUCAGAGCAUGGAAAGUACUGUUUUCUUAUGCAAAGAAAAUUGUGGCAAAAAAGUUUCUGACAAAACAGCUUGAAAGUGGCAAAAAGGGAAAGAAAGGUGGAAAGUUUCAUCAUGCUUUUUAAGUCUUUAUUCAUCUCCCAGAGGUCUCGAAACUAACAAUCACAAGAAAAAUAAGUAAUGAAAUCGUGAAUAUCGAUUAUUAAUUUGGGUUUUUUCUCGAGACACUCUCAACCUCUUGGUCACGGAACACAAAGAAUAAUUUAUUGAAUUCAUGAUUCACGAGCAAUAAAAACGGCCAAUCACAUAUCCUGAAAAUGCCCCUGUACGACCCUCUUGCUUAAGCCAAAGUCAGCUCCAGUCUUUUGCUUUGUUCUUUCGAUUCAUCCUGGAUCUGCUUUGCCUUAGUAUAUAUUUGCAAUUUUUCUAAUUUAUGUUUGUAGUGACUCGUAGUGAUUUAGAACAUUAAUGCAAAUUCCAAUAUUAAUUUUAUAGGUGAUCUUUUUGGUAUCCAUAAUAACCUUGCCAAACUGUGUGGCACAAAAUUUUUGCAGAUUCUAAAUUUUAUGAUUUUUGCAAUUUUUUCAGUGAUCAGCAAAAAUAAGUUGCUGCAAAAAAAGUUUCAUGCAAACAUUUUUCCGCAAAAAUUAAUAUUACUCCAGAGCAAAUAUUCUCUAACUUAAAUUCUCUACACAAGAAUACAGCUGUACAUGUAAGAAAUUGUGUAAACCUGUGUUUGUAAUCGAUUGGCAAAGAAAAGUCAUUCGUUUACAGGUUGCAGGUACUCAAUAAAAUCAAAAACAUUAUCAAUGGUUUGUCCAGGACUUUCUGCAAAUUGCAAAAAAAAGCAAGAAAAACACGAAAAAUCGCUGAUCUGCAAACAUAAAUUCCCGCAAAAAUUUUGUGCCACACGGUAGCUCUAUUGUUCCAUCUUUUAGUCUAUCUGAUCUUUCAUAUAUUUUGUGUCUUACAGAUGAAAAUGAGAAUGAAAAACCGCCAGUGGAGGACGUAGUCAAGAGAGACUACUCUGAAAACAGAAACAUGUACAGAGAUGAUGAACAAGUGUCACUUUGUGUUGAAAGAUAUGAAGAAAGGUCAUUGUGAUUCUCCAAUAUAUGGAGCAAGUCUUAAAAUGUCAGAUGUCUUCCUUCCCAAGUCUCUCAGGGGCACCCAAUGGCAAUUUUUGGAAAAUAUCUGUUCGGAAGAUGAUUUGAGAUCUAGAAUUUUCGCAAUAUUUGUUGUAAAAUUUCUUGCUUGCCUACCUCUCUUAGGAUUUUCGAACAUCUAAAAAAUGGUAUAAUUGCCCAUUUUCAAGGGAUUCUUACCCUAAAAAGGUCACCUAGAAUUUUCGGGAGCCUUUUUGCUGGCUGAAAUUUUUGAAAAGGUAAGUUUUGAUCCCUAUAGUUUUCAGAUCACUAGACUUUCAGCUAGGAAAUCCAAACAGAUGAAACAUUUUUAGGGGAUAAAAAUAUGCCUAUAUCUACCGUUUAAAUACUAAAAUAAGUUCAACAGUGCUAUGUUUAAGUGGUUUUGAACUAUAUUUUCAUUGGGUGCCCCUGGUCUCUGUCUUUUUGUUACUCACAACCCCAUGAAAAACACUAGGAAUGUCACUAUAAUGCACCAUCCUUUUUCACUUUUAAAACUAAGAUCUGCAGCUUAUAAAAGAACACUGUAGAGUGAAUUUUAUCCUCAAUCUCCUUUUUCCAGCAAGGUGGAAGAAAAUGAAGAUGACACAGAAGAAAAUAGAACAACAGAAACUGUGGGGGUAAAUCAUUAUUGAAUUUUUUUAAAAAAUUGAAACACCAAACUUUCUUACUAAGUACCUUGAUGCGUUGGUGCAAAGGUUUUAGUAACUGGCCUCAUCCAAAAGUGAAUCCUGUGUUCUGAUUGUUGGGAGUUCCCGUGUUAGGCCUGCAAGAGAAAGUCCUCUUUUUGUAAAGCUGAAAAUUAUGUCCAGCCAUCGUAGUUUCAUGUUUAGUCAAUAAUAAUUCAUCAAUCUCGCUUGGCCCCCUUGUUUGUUCCUGGGGUGUUGGCGGGGAAGGGGGGGGGGGGGGGGGGCAAGCACUAGAGAGAGCUCAUGUUUGUAGUGCAAUGCAAGUCGCAAGACUUGGAGAAAAGGGAUGGAGGGGACGGGGGAUAUUUUCCUACCCUCUGUCUCUCCCACCACAUCUUCGACCUUUUGUCUUAAGUCUAACCCGCAGUUUGUAGAUAAUUUGCACUUUCUACUCUCUCUAAUCUUUCUUUGCUUUCAAAAAUCAACUGUGGUGACAAUGAGAGAGACUUGAAAAUGUACCUACUCUACAGGUCACAAUUUAUUCACAAUAUUUUCCCAAUGCCUAAUUUCUCAGAAGAGCAGUUUUCAACGAAGGAUAAAAAAUAAUAUCACAAUAAUUGUUCUACCCUUUUUGCAUGUUGCUUUGUUGUUUGAUUGGCUUGAAACAACUGCAGGAAUUAUUAAAACUACAUGUAGACCAUGCAUUUGCAAAGGCUACAUGUAGCCUGCAAAUAACAGUCUCUCCUCGCUUCUUGCCUUCGAGGCGUAAGGAGAGAGGGCUCUAUUUGCAGGCUAAGGCUACAUGUUUCUAUGAUGAUUGCUUCUUCCCCUGACCAUAUCUGCUGUGAUUUGUCAGUCAUAGUUAGUCAUUAUAACUGGUUUUGGCCCUGAUUUAAGCAAGUAUUCCUAACCUAAAGAUAUUCUUGAAGGAGCACAAUUCCCAUGUAUUUAUUUUGAUUUGCGGUGUUUGCAGAUACUCACUAAGAAAUACUUGCGCUGCUCGGCUAGAAUGAUGGUCGUCCAACUCCAGAAGUUAUUGAGAAUGAAACUCAAUAUUCCAGGUGAAAAACAGGUUAGUUUCCAGUGCACGGAGUGCUGAAGAUUAUUCUCAUUGUACAAUAUUCAGUGUAGUCAGACUUCCUAAAUACAGGAGCCUUUGUUCUCCUUUUUAACAAUGAUAGUGCAGCAGAGCACCAUGAGUGAGAAUAUUUGGUUAUCUAUGCAUCCAAGAAAUUUGGUUGUGAUAAAAUCGUUCGUAUGUACGUCCCCCGCCCCCCACAUGUUAGUGAAUGUGAAAUGUCACACUUACUAGCUUGGAGUCCACAAUCCGUGUUAAAUUUUAUAUUGGUCAAUUGACAGCUGUCACCAAAAGGUAUCCCCUGACCAGUGUCACAUGACUGUAUCGCGGUCUUAGGUGUACAACUCAUUGAGGUGUUGUGUGUCUUUUUAAGUUCUGCGCUGACCAGAUAAUGGUUUUCAAUUGUUUGCAAGCUCAGAUCCAUUUUUUCAGGGGGAAUUCAUUUUGCAUCUUCCUAAUGGCAAAAGUUGAAUUGCUGCAGAAAGACAUUUCUUAAAAGAUCCCACAUGAGUUUCGCUUUUUGCCUUGGUUAAAUCUAUAAAGUGUUUUCACAUGACAUCACGGCGGCCAUAUUGGUUUCCCAAAACAAUGAAACGGCGGCUAUGUUGGUGUCCCAAGCCAGUCCUGUGUGAGAUGAACUCUUCUUAAUCAAACGCUUUGUUUUGUUUCAAUAAAUUUGCAUAGAUGCUGGCCACGUGAGUGAAAACGCUCUAUAUAUUAGAAGAUUUUCCUGUACCAGAAUUUUUUUAUGUCACACAGGUGGAAAUUCUGUGCAAUGAACAUAUCAUACACCCAUUCAGAACGAUGAAAUUUAUUUGGAUAAGUGAAUGGUUAAACAAGGUACGUGAGAUAAUAAAAUGUUUGUUUUAUUAUUGUAAGCAAGGAAAUGACUUCCUUGUGUUUAUCUUUGCAACGUUACGCCACAUGUUUAAAAGACGGUAACACAAAAAUACGCGCAAGAAAGGAUCAGAAAAAUUCUAACUUUCCCACGAUGUUGGAUUCGUAAAUUUGUAUUUUAAAUUCUUUGGCGCCAGCACUAAAAAAGGGCCAAAACUUUAUUCUUCAUGUCGCGUUCUGCUUGUACUUGACGGAAGUGUCAGUCUUUAUCGCAGUUAUAACCCACUUAUUUUUUCACAUGUAGGCGAAUCCCCCGGAAGUUGAAUUCAAAGGGACCUGAUAUCCAAGUUCAGGAAAAGAAAUAAAAUUUCGUCGUUGCUUGUUUAAGGUGAUGUUACACGAGACGAUUCGCAACGACGACUUUUAGCGUAACACAGCGUUGCAAUAUCGUUGCGACAUUGUUUGGAAUGGUUACAACAUUGUUGCGAUAUUGUUUCGAAUGAUUACAACAUUGUUCCAACAUUGCAACGCUGUGUUGCUCUAAAAAUCGCCGUUGCGAAUCGUCCCGUGUAACAUCACCUUUACGUUCUACAUAAAGGCGAUGUUACACGAGACGAUUCGCAAGGACAAUUUUUAGCGCAACACAGCGUUGCAAUGUUGGAACAAUGUUGUAAUCAUUCGAGACAAUAUCGCAACAAUGUUGUGAUGUUGUGUUGCACUAAAAAUCGUCGUUGCGAAUCGCCCCGUGUAAUAUCACCUUAACACGCGAAAUUUGGUAUUUUCACGUCGUAGUCGUGCAAACACGGCGCAAGGACAAUUUUUAGCGCAACACAGCGUUGCAAUGUUGGAACAAUGUUGUAAUCAUUCGAGACAAUAUCGCAACAAUGUUGUGAUGUUGUGUUGCACUAAAAAUCGUCGUUGCGAAUCGCCCCGUGUAAUAUCACCUUAACACGCGAAAUUUGGUAUUUUCACGUCGUAGUCGUGCAAACACGGCUCAGAAAUAUAAAAAAAGUACGCUACACGUACAAAGUUGUUGUUUUGCUCAUUAAACGUAUUGUUUUUUUGACGUAAGGUGAUGUUACACGAGACGUUUCGAAACGACGAUUUUUAGCGCAACACGGCGUUGCAACAUUGUUGCGACAUUGAUUCAAAUGGUUGCAACAUUAUACAUAUUGCAAUGCUGUGUUGCGUUAAAAAUCGCCGUUGCGAAUCGCCUCGCCGCGCCGAUCUCGAAACCACUUUCGAGGAUCACAUGAUAUCGGAUAGGUUCUGCUGUGCCACACCUUUGUGCAUUGUGAAAAGGUAUUCGGACCUUAGCGGAAGUAAAUAAGUAGGCACGAAGACUGGAAUCCACUGAGACGGAAGUAAAUAUUCAAGGUUCUAAACUAUCUAUCUUGGGUUUUUACUAUUUGCAUAAAGAAGCCAGAAAUUCCAGUGGAAAUCAACCGGUCCAUGGUUUUCAAUCGAAAAAAGACUGAAAAAUAUCCGUUGUCGUUUGAGGCGAUGCAUUUUUCCUACUCUUACCGGUCUCUUCAGCUAACUUGGCUGCACUUUGCAGUCAAGUCCCUCUCUUACAAGGUCUAAUUUAAUUGUUGAUUGCCUAUUUUUGCAUAAGGAUAUUUAUAAACGCCUAAUUUCUGCAAAGGAACGGUAAGAAUUCUUUGCCGUCUAAGAGUAAGUUCUUUGCCAGAAAGUGACUAGAUAGUCACAGUAUUAAGGUUACAUGUUCACUGUAUUUUGUACUAGCCUGUGACGUUUCUGCUCGCCCAUCGCCGCUGAGGGACGUUUCGCGAGGAGGAACGUCUGCGACUCAGCGACAGAAAUUCCAUACUGAUGACGUCAAAUCUGUGGAAUCCAGUCAGAAGAGCUAAUUGGUCGACGGAGUAGUUUUAUCGUUUUAGCUGUUGUUUACCAAUGACAGACAAAAGACAAAAACCCGCAAAGGUCAAAUGUAAACGCGAUGAAUCUCUAACAAAAACAGCCAAUAAUUGUGGAAUAUAGUCCUCUCUGGCAGAAGCAUUUGAGUUUUGCUGGAUUCACAGAUGAACACAACACUUUACCAAAAUCGACCAGGAGAAAAGUAAAAUUGAACAAAUUUGCAUUUGAAAACCCAUGACUACCGGAUUUAUUAUGUAAACAUUGAUUUACGUCAUCAGUAUGGAAUUUCUGUCGCUGAGUCGCAGACGUUCCUCCUCGCGAAACGUCCCUCAGCGGCGAUGAGCGAGAAGAAACGUCUGCCGUUCGCAGGCUAAUUUGUACGUUAAGUCUCUGCAUCCACCUUUCUUGUUCUUCUUUUGUCUUUAGCAGCCGCCAAUGGUCCUGCAUUACCGUGUUCGAGGCCCGGCGUAAAAAGUACAGUGAGAGGAGAUAUACUCUGGUAGCUCCCAGCGCCUGCUAUUCAUCGUCCCUUUCGGGACUGUCAUGAAAAAAAUGAGCUGAAAACCUUAAAACUGCUUAAGCUGACGGUUUGUCGCUGUUGGUCACAUUGCCUAUAAAUGAAUUUACUCCUUUUUUGAAAUCCAGUCGUUUGAAUGUUAAGAGCCUGUAACCUGUUGUUCAACAAGGCUUUGGUUAGAUCGCUGGCUUGUAAUAGCCACCGAAUUGGAUUAUUAUAAUCAAGUCUAAAUUUUCAUAGAGUAGAUUUUUGCGAACUCUUUUUGUGCUGUGACGAGGAGAUUAGUGAAGGUAGGGGGAAAACCACAAAUCGGGCUCCUACCUUACGAACAGUGAGCUAGUCAAUAGAGUUCUUCAUAUUUUAGGGCUGGGGGGAGGGGGGGCUGAGGGAGGGAAGAGGGCUCCCACAAAGUCUCUCACAGACCGGUUACCUGUGUAAGGGCUCCCAGGGGAGCUUGAUGUAGAGAGAAAGGGAGCGACGUGAGACCUCCCCCUCAACACUGUCUGUCCCUUUCUUCCUCCUCCCCACUCCCUCCUCAUUCGUUCGUACCUUCUCAGGUUGUUAUCGCCCUACCCCCGACAGGCCGCAAUUGAACUCGGUGCCUGAACAGUGAAACUCCUGUAACACCAAUUAUAACUUUAUAGGAAGCAUCAUGUUGUGUUGAGUUUGAUGGCACUUGUUUCCAUAGGUUCUUUUGAAGAGAGAGAUACACGGUUGUAUCAUUAGUUUUUCUUCUCCUCUGGAUAAGACGCGUACGUUGUAGGUUAGAUAU